AUGGCGUACAAUAGACCAUACAACCCGGACGAACUGCCUAGAUUCGCGGAGCCCGAGCAGAAAGGAAACAACAAGUCUCCAGCACCGGUCUCUUCCGCUUCGCGAUACGAGAACAAACCACAGCCUCCACGUCCUCUUGAUCACAGAGGCUCGGGGGAUCCGUACGGUCCCCGCCCGAACCAACUAUCACCCAGGCACGCAGCACCGCCUGACCGUUUCGGCAUGAGCCCGCCCCCAACCGCAGCCGCGGCCCGACCGAUCCAUCAAAACCUCCCGCCCGCUAGCUCAAGGCCGCCGCCGAGUCCUGCACCGCGCGAUAGCUCGGCCGACCCGACCUUACUGCCACUUUUCAGGGCCGUGGACAAGGAUGGCACCGGUCAGCUCUCCGAGAGAGAGCUCUCAGCAGCCCUCGUCAACGGCGACUGGACGGCCUUCGACCCCCAGACGGUGCGCAUGAUGAUCCGCAUGUUCGACAGCGACCGCAGCGGCACCAUUGGCUUCGAGGAGUUCUGCGGCCUGUGGUCUUUCCUGGCCUCGUGGCGCUCGCUCUUCGACCGCUUCGACACAGACCGGUCCGGCAACAUCAGCUUAGACGAGUUCAGCAACGCGCUGGUCGCCUUCCGCUACCGCCUGAGCGACCGCUUCGUCGAGCUCCUCUUCCGCACCUACGACAAGCGCAAUGAGGGCGUCAUGAGCUUUGAUCUCUUCGUCCAGGCCUGCAUCAGCCUCAAGCGCAUGACCGACGUGUUCAAGCGCUAUGACGACGACCGGGACGGGUACAUCACGCUGAGCUUUGAGGACUUCUUGACUGAGAUUCUGCGCCAGCUGCGGUAA
Chaetomium strumarium is the source of this 834-nucleotide messenger RNA. RefSeq lists its product as uncharacterized. NCBI's taxonomy places the organism in Eukaryota, Fungi, Ascomycota, Sordariomycetes, Sordariales, Chaetomiaceae. The record is from RefSeq and is a predicted model, not a curated record. Gene Ontology annotation, molecular function: calcium ion binding. Bases 1 to 834 code for a protein of 277 amino acids. The transcript has 4 exons.